Nelumbo nucifera (sacred lotus) is the source of this 632-nucleotide messenger RNA. RefSeq lists its product as uncharacterized. NCBI's taxonomy places the organism in Eukaryota, Viridiplantae, Streptophyta, Magnoliopsida, Proteales, Nelumbonaceae. The record is from RefSeq and is a predicted model, not a curated record.
AAGAGAUUCAGCAGGGGAAAGGAAUUGUAACAGAAAUGAAGAACAAAUUAAUGGACUCUGCGCCAUCAACCCAACAGAGUUGUUGCAUGGAAGUGCAGAGACUGGAAUGCUCACCGGUAACUGUUUCCUGUAAUGCAUCAAAUAAAGUUACCAUUUCCGCAGAAGACAAGCGCCAAAAGAAAGAUUCAAGCAGGAUCACAGAGGGAAUGACAGCGUAUGAGAUGCUUGAGAAGUUCAAUUUUCCAAAAGGAAUGCUCCCACGAGGUGUGAAGGGAUAUGUACUUCAUGAAGAUAACAGAUUUGAGGUAUUCCUGGAUGGGGACUGUAAGUUUGAGGUUGAAGGAGGAUAUUCUUUAUAUUACAAGAGAAGGAUCACAGGAAGAGUUGGGUUUGGAUCACUAAAGGAUUUGGAAGGUGUUAGUGUAAAGUAUUUCUUUAUAUGGUUUGGCAUCACAGAGGUGAACAGAGGAGAUGUAAAUUUGGAUUUUUAUGUAGGACCCAUGUCUGCAUCUUUUCCACUCUCAAAUUUUGAAUAACCAUGGUAUCAAAUAUUGAAGAGAGAACAUUCUUCUCUUUACAAAAUUCUUUAUCAACUGUAUAUGUUGAAGUUACAUUUAUAUAUCAAAAAUAUG